Molecule: messenger RNA, 6613 nt
Organism: Parus major (Great Tit)
Lineage: Eukaryota; Metazoa; Chordata; Aves; Passeriformes; Paridae
Gene: RHBDL3
Product: rhomboid like 3
Exons: 8
Coding region: 404-1513 (369 amino acids)
Cellular component (GO): membrane
Molecular function (GO): calcium ion binding; serine-type endopeptidase activity
Source: RefSeq, a predicted model, not a curated record
UUGUGGGCCAGGGAAUUAAGAUCCUGGGUCAGAUGGCUGCUACGGUCAUUAACAUAUUUACAUUUUUGCUUAAGAGCCUGGUUGAGGAUCAAGGGAGUUAAGGGCGAUUGUCAUUGAAAUGCGGAGGAAACCUUGCAUGAAAUUGCCGUUAGUGUCUGGGGGGAUGAGGGGGGGCAAACGGCUUCCUCAUCCCUGAUCACUUGUCUGCCUGUCCCUGGACAGGCAGAAGGAGCUGCACUGAGGAAAGGCACCGUGGUGCCUGUGCUGUGGGAGCUUUGCUCCCCGUGGGGUUGGAGCCAGGCUCAGCACAGCCCUGUUGCUGCCUUCAGGCCCUGUCUGUCCUUGGGUGAGACCCUGAUGCUCGGCUGGACUUGUGGGACAGCUGGCCCCAAAGGAGAUCGUCAUGGAUAAAUGCAUGAAGCGGCUAGCAAAGUUUGAUCCUGACAACACUGGCUACAUCAGCACUGAGAAGUUUCGCUCCCUUCUCCAGAGACACGGCUCGGAGCUGGACCCCCACAAGCUGGAGGUCCUGCUAGCCCUGGCAGACAGCAACUCUGAGGGGAGGAUCUGCUACCAGGACUUCGUCAACCUGAUGAGCAACAAAAGGUCCAACAGUUUCCGCCAAGCCAUCCUGCAGGGGAACAGGAGGCUGUGCAGCAAGGCUCUGCUGGAGGAGACGGGGCUGAGCCUCUCACAGAGGCUGAUCCGGCACGUGGCGUACGAGACCCUCCCGCGGGAGAUCGACCGCAAGUGGUACUACGACAGCUACACCUGCUGCCCCCCGCCCUGGUUCAUGAUCACCAUCACUAUUGUAGAGGUUGCCUUUUUUCUUUACAAUGGAGUGGUCUUAGACAGAUUUGUGCUGCAAGUCAGCCACCCCUUGUACCUGAAGAAUGCAUUGCUGUACCAUCCCCAGCUUCGGGCCCAGGCUUGGAGGUAUCUAACCUACAUAUUCAUGCAUGCAGGGAUAGAACACCUUGGGCUCAAUGUUGUUCUUCAGCUCUUGGUUGGAGUUCCUCUGGAAAUGGUGCACGGAGCUGCGAGGAUCAGUUUUGUGUACGUUGCAGGAGUUGUGGCAGGGUCCCUGGCAGUGUCAGUGGCUGACAUGAGGGCGCCGGUGGUGGGCUCCUCUGGAGGUGUGUAUGCUCUUGUCUCCGCUCACCUGGCCAAUAUUGUGAUGAACUGGUCAGGAAUGAAGUGCCAAUUCAAACUGCUGCGCAUGGCCGUUGCCUUGAUCUGUAUGAGCUUUGAAUUUGGAAGAGCCGUUUGGCUGCGAUUCCACCCCUCCGCUUACCCCCCAUGCCCCCACCCCAGCUUCAUGGCUCACCUGGGAGGGGUGAUGGUUGGAAUCACCCUUGGUGUCAUCAUCCUGAGGAACUAUGAGCAGAGACUCCAAGAUCAGACUUUAUGGUGGAUCUUCCUUUCUAUUUACGUCAUUUUUGUCUUGUUUGCCAUCUUCUGGAAUAUUUUUGCCUACAGUCUGUUGGAUCUGAAGCUACCUCCCCCUCCUUGAAAACAUGGGACAGAAAACUGGAGAGCAGAAGUCAUCUGUCAGCUGUGUUAAAUGAAUGAAGAUGGAGUAUCUAUUUUUGUAUUUAACUUAGGGGAGGAUGAUUCUUCUGAACACAUGAGUGUGCUGGAGGAGGUGCUUAAAGAUCUCAUGAAAAAGUGGGCUGAUCAGUUUGUUCACAAAUCCAGUGGGUUCUGUAACUCUGGCUGGCCAUGCCCUGCAGUUUCUGCCCUGCACCUGGGCACUGACUGCUUGGGUUGUUACCACACAUCAAUAUUUUCUAUGAGAUACUUGUAUUUUCCAGGUCAGUGCUGGAAUUAUGGCAAAUUGUUCAGUGAAUUUCCUCAAUGUUACUGAACACUAAAAGGGGAAAAGAGCAGAUAUUUAUUAAUUAGAGACUCAAAUGGUACUCACAAGGCAGCUUGAGUCUGGUUUCUUUGGACACAUCUGACUGUUCAGCCAUACCAGUGCCACUGUCUAAUUACUUGAAUGGUUCCUAAGGUAUUUCAGCCUAUGCUGAAACUUGUCUUGCACAGCUUUCAAAGGAAUUGGCAGAACUUGAUCACACAAAGUGAUGGAGACUUCAACUACAGGUCAAAUGAAAUUGCACUAUAAACAUUGGGAAUCUUAGAGUGUUGUGAACACCCAGCCAGAAGUGACUUCUAUUGUGCAUGUUUCACUUGAUUUUAAGUAAUUAUUCCCCUCCUCCCCAGCCUACUGUGGCUAGAGGGCGUGGCUAGGUUGUUUGUUUGUUUUUUUGGUUUUUUUAGGGGUUUUUUUGAGGGUUGAAGAAAAGGAGGGCAAAUGUUCAUUUGUGGUUUUAUCAGACGACAAUCAGGUGCUGUUUUCUUCUUGCAUUUUUUCUGGCCACACUGACCUAUCACCUGGCCUGCAGUCAGCUCCUAGCAAGAAUCUCAACUCUUCCAGCAGGUUCUUACUAGGAAAGUGGGACCAUGAUCACCUCCAGCAGCCCAGGAUGGGAACUAUCCAAUCUUUACAGCCAUACAGUCCUUUUGGGGCCAAGUCCACUGAAGGCAGUGGAGUUAAAUCAGUUUGUAUGUAGCAGUGGUUUCCCAAUGAAGUGGAGAGGAUGUUGUUUGCUACAGUGAUCAUUGUGAAAUGGAUAAAAUUGGUUUUAAUAUGACUUCUAAAUUUUGAGGAUGCCUCUUACUGAGGCAGUGGAUGUUCAGGAGCUCCAAACAACAGUUGAUUGCAAUGAUGCCUUUUUCUUCAGCAUUGGUCAAGCCCAGUUCAGGCAAUCUGUGAAUUGGCUGUGACACAGUUCAUAGAGUUCCCUGCCCAGACCUGGGGACCACACGGGGACAUCGGUAGCACAAGCAGAGCUUAUAAGUACUCUUCUCUGUAAUGUGCUUAUUUUGCUUGUCACUUUAGAGAGCUGCCAAAUUACAGUCCAGGAAUGUGGGUACCCUCCUUUCCUCUGCCCUUUACCCAGCUAUUCAAUGGGAUGGACAAAGCAGCCAUAAGAGUCUCUCCAGACAAGCAACUCUCUUCCUUUUUUCUAUUUCCUGCUGGUGCCCAGGCACAGCCAACAGAGUCUUUCACUGCACAUCCCACAGGCACCAUAGCAGUUGUGUUUGCUCUGUAGAAAAUGUCUCUGUGUUGUGGGCUUUGUUCUCUCAGCUGUGCUAUCCAUGCUGCCAGAUGAUACCACAAGCUAGUAGGAGUCUGACUUUCUAGAGGGGACAUCCACAAGUGCUUAUCAGCUGCCCCCUUCUUUGCCUCUUAUGGAAAAAUAACUCUGGGUUGAGGGAUGAAGUUUUCUCCCACCAGAUGCACCCAUAAAGCUUCUGUUGCCUCAGAAGGAGCAGAGAGAAAUUAAGUGUUUCUGCAGCCUGGAAUAAGCCUUACCUGCAAAAGAAACAAUUUUCGCCACCUUUGUGCACAGAAAUAAGAUUUCUAAGGGCGACUGCACUUUUGUUCUGCAUGGCCAGUACAUUGUUCAUGGGCCUCAUUGAGGACCAAGAGGAAGGGAUAAAGGCAGAGCUCUGAUCAUUUUGGAGAAGGGAUUGGUUCCCUGAGCAUAUUUACCUCUGCAGUUUGGGUCCAGAUCCCAGCAGUCACGAGAGUUCCCACAGACCAUUGCAGGUGCUGGCCCAGUGAGAGUUGUAGCCCUGGAUCCCCCUGGGAGCAGGCAGGAAGGAGAGUGGGAGCUAGGAGAGUUCUGACAUGGUUAACAAGUCAGGAGGACAUUCCUUCCCUCACCUAUUGCUAAGCCUUUCUCAUUACAGAUGCCUUCAAAACAGAGGUGACCAAGAAUGGGAGUUCUGAAAUCUAAGGAAAGCUUUUAAAAUUUUGGUAGAAAAUUUCAAUUGCAAAAGAACUCAGAUUAUUUUGCCUAUAAUUUACCAGAGUGUGAUGUGCUCCAAUUGACUUUAAUUUUUUUUAUCUCACCUGGAAGCUACUUACUGCCCAUGAGUUUUUUACCAGUAAAGUUUUCUGUACCUGCCAGUGUGUGCUCUGAGGUGAAACAAGAUAAAAAUUCAAGAGCCACCAGAUUCUUGAUCAGCUUGAUCAUGGCCAAAAUGUCUACUCAGUUCAGGAGUGGGAGGGAGCUGAACCAAGUAAUGCAGACAGCCUUCCUUGGUCCUUCUUCCAUAGAUGAGUGUAGUUUACAUGAACUGGUUGAAAACAGCUCUGAAGUUGGUCUUCUGACUUGUUCUUUUAAGCUGUUGUUCAUCUUUCUGACUUCAUUCUGUGUCCCCAUACCCUGCCUGAACAAGUCUACAAACAACCCUGGGGAUCAGAAAGGCAAAUUUUAAGGCAGUGUUAGAUUUAUUGUAGGUGAAGGAAUGAAACCUUUCACAUUCCUGCUCAUCAGAGCUGAAAUCUUCCCCCCAUAUAUGGAGCAUUUUAUGCACAGAGCCUGUUGUCUGCUAAGAAUCAAUCAGCUCAUGGAGCCAGAAGCAGCACAAAGUGCUAAAGCUUUUUAAUUAUUUUUUUAAUCAUUAAAAUUACAGUGUGAAAACUUGCUGUGUUUCUACAGAGUAUCCUGAAUUCCAGUUAUGUUAUCUUCUAACACACCCAGGAGUGCCACAGUGCUGCAGCACCACAGAACUAACAGCAACCAGGCUUUUGUGUUACCUCCAGAUGUCCUUGAAGCUGCUGGCUCACGUUGGAGGUGGAAUACUCUCCAUCCUGCUCACUCGUGGUUCCAACCUGUCACAGUCAGCAGUGUGCUCCUGAAGGAGCAUCCACUGGGGGACUGAUUUCAGUGAUUUGUUGUGGUUUUAUUUUAGCUACUGCUAGGAUUUUCCAUCAGUCAGAUAAAACAUGAAUCUAUUGAACUUUAUGACUGUGCAAUGUUAGAGCAGAAGGCAAAGACUGUCACCAAUGUACAGGUUUGAACAGAGCACAGCGGAGCAAGUUAUUUUACACUGUGUCCCUGAGCGAGGACACAACACCUGGGGGAGAAAAGAAAAAAAAAAAAAAAAGCAGCCGUUUGUGUGGUGGAUUUCCCUUGCAGUGAGUUCAUUGCAGCAGAGGUCCGUGAGGAUGAGGAGCAGUGCGGCAGGCGGAGCAGCCGGCGCUGGAUGCGGAGCUGCCAGGGACACCUGCCGGCCGCGGGCAGCAGCACCGGCCACAGGCGGGACAAGGGGCUGCGACAGCCCUGGGAGGAGAACCAGGCAGAUCAAAGUCCACGGGGACUGCAAACGGCACCUUUUAUUCCUAGAUGCUUGGAGACAGGUAAAGAUUCGUUUAACACACAGCGGUAGUAGCACAGAUAGGAGGAGGGAGAGGGUUGUCAUGCAUUUGUAGGAGAGGAGGUUUCCAGAAACAAUCUCUGAGUGAGGUGUAGCAGUCAUAAAAGUGCUGAUGAAUUUACUUUCGCUGAGUUUUAAGACAACAUCGUGUGUCACUGUUUCCCUAUCAGUUGAUGAGGAGUCUUAGCACUUACGUGGCAUAUUGUGCUUUUUCACUAUUUGCUCCUUUGGCAGUGGGAAGUAUGUUAUCAACAGGGAGUGGGGAAGCUAGAGAAAUUGUUACUAGAAAUAAAUCUCAGGGAUUCUGUAUCCCAACACCUUGGCUGCUUCUGUUGGAUUAUACUGCCCAUGUGUUUUAGAUCAGAUUGGGCCCUUUCAGUUUGAACUGGGCCAUGGAGGAUGAAAUCCGACGUGUUCAGAGCUGGUGACUGGUAUGAUAGCUGACUGCUGACCUCACAAGGCAGCUGCUGUUCUCUGCCAAUAUUUAGUCUCACAGGAUGGUGGGUAGAACUUUCACACAUCCUUCAGUGAGUAAAGAGCUCAAAGCCUGUUUACAAAGAUUCAAGCUCAGCCCAAUUGCUUUGGAACACCCAUCCACUGUCUUUGCCCAAAGUGGAACUGGAGAAUGGGGACGUGGCAGUUCAGCACCAGCCACCUCUGGGGGCAAGCUGGGACUAGAGAGCCCAGGCCAGAACCUCUGAAUAUUGCUGCUCUUCUGCCCCCCUUACAGUGGUGGCUGCUCUGCAGUGCUUUGUGUGGUAGAACUCAAAGAUUUCUUCUCUAAUCACUGAUGCCAUGAGCUGGUUAUAAAGGAGUGCAGUGCAUUUUGCAGCUCUGUAAAAAAGAAUUGCACCUAAAACAGAAACCAAGCUUAUUUAAAGGCAAAUGCAUUUUAAUGUCACCAUUAAUCAUUGGCUUUUAAUUGGAAAAAGCUUUCUAAUAUGACAGUAGGAGUACAGAAAAAAUGUUUCAGGGUACUUUACAACACAGAGCACAAAAUAUUUCCUAUGAUUUAAGUAGCUAAAGUACCUUAUUUUCAGCGAGCUUGAAACAUACAUUGUCACUGACUCUCUCCUGACUCCCACAGUGUCUGUUCAGUUUGCAAAUAAAGCCAGAUUUAUGCAGCUUUUCUUUUGCUUACACUGCUAAUGCUAACACCACAUCCAAGUGUUAAACACAAAGCACUAAACUACGUAAUUUUCUGCCUUAAAAUACUGAACAAAUGGUACUUUCCCUGUGAAGGGCUAGUAAAACAAAAUGAUAUUUGCAAGGUAAGAUGCUAUUGUAUGUUUUCAAAUAUUUUUGUAUUGUGUACAUUCUGUAUAUUUUUGUUGUGACAAUAUUAUUUGAGCGCAGAAUCCAUUAAAUUUUUUUGGUGGUU